Molecule: messenger RNA, 463 nt
Organism: Cydia strobilella
Lineage: Eukaryota; Metazoa; Arthropoda; Insecta; Lepidoptera; Tortricidae
Exons: 4
Coding region: 23-463 (146 amino acids)
Molecular function (GO): serine-type endopeptidase inhibitor activity
Source: RefSeq, a predicted model, not a curated record
GGUUUUUAUUGCGUGAGGCACAAUGAAACUAAAAUUUUCCUGUUUUCAACUUCUUUUAAUAAUUGUUUAUUUGAAAUAUGUUGAAUUAGUACCCGACGAAUACUGCCUCUCCCCCCUAAACCGGAGCGACUGCGGGACACCCCCGACCCCCGUGUUCUCAUACUUCAAGUAUGGUUCGAGGUGCGAGAUCGAGAUGUGGCGCGGUUGUCCCACAGAUAAUAUGUUCGAAAACGAGUACCACUGCUCACAAUACUGUAUAGGGAAGACGAAGUACUAUGGACCGGAAAGAGGUUCCUGGAAAGGUAGGAUCAGAAUUUCCAUAGAACAUUUGAGUUUAAUAGAACUAGAAGAAUUACAUCGCAUCGUCAACAAAAAAGAUAUCACAAUCGAAUCAAAAGAAAUGUUAUCGAAUGAAAAAACUACAGUUGAAGACACGCCAUCUAUGGUUCAUCUCAUGUACUAA